Molecule: messenger RNA, 1122 nt
Organism: Plasmodium inui San Antonio 1
Lineage: Eukaryota; Apicomplexa; Aconoidasida; Haemosporida; Plasmodiidae
Exons: 2
Coding region: 1-1122 (373 amino acids)
Biological process (GO): symbiont entry into host
Cellular component (GO): plasma membrane; cell surface
Source: RefSeq, a predicted model, not a curated record
AUGCUUAUCCGUCUGGAGCAGCUUCACUUCUAUAACGUGCUUGACAUUUCAGACUUUCUCCAUUUGUUUGUCUCUUUUGACGCGCUCAUCAUUUCGGAAUCUCUGCAUCUGCUGAAGCUGUCCAUGCCCAAGGUCCACGUCAACCUAACCAAUCAAGGCAACAAUCUGUUACACUUCAAUAUAGCCCCGGGAGACACAGUGGUAUACACCUGUCCAUACACUGUUAACGGAGACAUGCAACACAUAUGUCCACGGGAGAGGGAAUUAUUCGAGAGAAAGCUCUUCUGUUUUGAAAACGUGCUGGUAAAUAGGAACGUGUUCCCAUUACGAGACUACGUCAGGGGAGCAUACAACAUUACCAGUGAAACAGUGGACAACGUAUAUACUUCGGAAUUCACUGUCCCCCCUGUUGUCCUUAUGAAUCGUCAUUUUGAAUGCUACUGCUUCAUGGAUGAUAACAAUAGAGUCAUCAAGAGGACGGUGAAAAUAAAUAUAUCUAAGGGGAUCGCUAGGAAGAUCCCUGGGUGUGACUUCAACGAUGAGUACAGAGAAAUCACUGCCAUCACAACGUUUAGCAACAUGAAUCGUAGGAGAGUCAAGGUGUGUGAUAGCUAUCCUAAGGGGGGGGACACCAUCGUUCUGUUGUGCCCUGUGAACUAUACCGUCCAACCGGAAGGAUGCUUCAAUCAGGUGUACGUGAAGAAGGACGAGUUCAAAAAUGAGAAAAACAAACUGGAGGAACGAUUCAAUAUCAGUCGUAAGUGGGAGGAACACAAACAUAAGAUAAUCGAUGUGGAGGCUCUUUUUGGUCAGAGAUUGACUAUCAUGGGGGAUAAGAUGACAAAGUUUGCUAAAAUCCCCGUUACAAAUGAAGAAAUCAGUUUUACCUGCACAUGUCAGGCAGAUGAUGGGGCAGACACGCUCAUGAUGAAUGUGUACAUAAACGAGAGUUACGACAAGUUCGUUAAUUCUAAUUCUAAUAACAACAAGGUAGAGGAGCACUCGAAGCAUACCUUCAGUUCCACGACUGAGACUAAGGUGGAGGAGCGCAGCGUCGCGUCCUCUUCUUUUUUCGCUCAGGCGCUGCUCUGCGCGCUGUCGCUGCUUCUCCUGAGUGUGUAG